Molecule: messenger RNA, 1092 nt
Organism: Colletotrichum spaethianum
Lineage: Eukaryota; Fungi; Ascomycota; Sordariomycetes; Glomerellales; Glomerellaceae
Exons: 2
Coding region: 1-1092 (363 amino acids)
Molecular function (GO): protein binding
Source: RefSeq, a predicted model, not a curated record
AUGUUCCGCCUCGCGAUAAUUCCCGCCUUCCAUGGGAGGCAGCUCUUGGCAGGCCUCCUGCCACCAGCCUUCCAAGCUCCAGCACAUUUCAUGGAGACUCGAAGGACAUUCAAGCAGAAAGUGAAACUUCGACCCAGUCCGCAAGCCAAGAAGACCUCGAGGUCGGAUAGGCCGCCUGCGGAAGUCACCGUCGAACCCCGCCGCUUGUUGUCCGACUUCCAAAUCCGAAUCAAAGAGUCGGACAUGAAGCACGUCACGGCACAAGAGGCACAUGGUAUCUACACGAAAUAUAUGAAGGCCGUGGCCGUUGAGGAAAAGCCCGCCGACUGGCAGGAGAGACUCGUCAAAGACAGCAACGCCUCAGCUGCCAAGCUCCAUGAGACGGCCACACUGAUUUUGACCUUCCCCCAAAUUCACAGCAGCGAGUUUGAAAUCUCCUGCGGCAUGUUGAAUGCUGCCGCGGGCCUUGGCGACGACGCCGCCGCUCUCAGCCUCGGACGCAUGCUCCAGCACACGGAAUCGAAGCACUACUUCCAAUGGGAUCAACCGCGGUGGCGAAACACGCGCGAGCGGUGUCGGGUACUUAUCGAGGAGGGCCGCGAUGCCAGCGCCCUCGUCCUCAAGGGGCUGAUCCACCUGAGUCGCAAGACCUCAAAGGACGACUCCCUUGCCCUUGAGGCCUUCGUCCAGGCCGAAAAGCUUGGAAAGGAUGCAGACCAAUUUGAUUGGGAGCCGGCGUGCCUUGAGGGCCAGGGCGAGGCCUGCUUACGCUUGAAAGACAAGAAAAAGGCGGAGGAGGCCUUCACACGACUCGUCGACCUCGAUUGUGCAAGGGGAUUCUACCGUUUGGCCAAGAUGUUCCCCAGAAGCGAAUCCACCCUGGAUUGGCUCACCAAGGCCGCCGCUUCGGGGCUCAGCGAAACUUACGAGUUGCUAGUGGAUGAGCACGAGAGGCUGCGCAGCAUUUGCAUGAGCCAAGGCAGAGAGGAGGAGGCGCGGCGGCACGAGCGAGACGCUGCGGAGUGGACAUUAAUCAUGAGGGCGAAGGCAACGCGGGGCAAGGAGCUCGAUGCGGUCACCAAAUCAAACUGA